Messenger RNA from Nicotiana attenuata, 672 nucleotides. RefSeq lists its product as uncharacterized. The coding region runs from base 1 to 672 and encodes 223 amino acids. The transcript has 2 exons. The record is from RefSeq and is a predicted model, not a curated record. NCBI's taxonomy places the organism in Eukaryota, Viridiplantae, Streptophyta, Magnoliopsida, Solanales, Solanaceae.
AUGGUCACUGUGGUGCAAGACCAUGAAAUAAGAGAUUUUAGAGAAUUUGUAGAAGAUGCUGGUAUGACUGAAUUAAAGGGCAUUAGUAAAUGGAUAGUGGAUGAACAAGAUGCCUCCUAUUCAAGUUCAUGUUCUAGAACCAUAUUUUCUGAUCACUCAUCCUUAUGUGUUGAAUUGGGAAGACAAGAGAAGGCAACAAUUAGACCAUUCAGAUUUAUGAAUUGUUUGGCUUAUGAUCCUAACUUUGGGAAGAUAGUAGCAGAUAAUUGGCAGAUAAAUACCAAUGCACUAUACAUGAAAAAAGUCUGGCUUAAACUAAAGCAUAUGAAACAGGCAAUGAAAGGCCUGAAUGUAAAGGAGUAUUCUGGGGUUGCUAACAAAAUUAAAGGCAUCAGGAAUGAUCUUCAAAUAUUACAACAACAGAUGAGAACUCCUAACCAGGAUCCCCAUAAAUUUGAAGUAGAAAAAGAGCUAAGGUUGCAGCUGGAGAAAUGGGAUGUAAUAAAGGAAAGCAUCUAUAAACAGAAGUCUAGAGUCGAAUGGCGUAAAUUAGGAGACUCUAACUCAGCUUAUUUUUUUGCCAGCAUAAAGAACAGGAGAGCUCAAGACCAGAUCAAAGCACUUACAAAUGCAGUAGGGGAUAUUGUCCAAACAGAGAAAAGAAUAGAAUAG